Molecule: messenger RNA, 746 nt
Organism: Chara braunii
Lineage: Eukaryota; Viridiplantae; Streptophyta; Charophyceae; Charales; Characeae
Source: the annotation of a GenBank genome assembly
GGGUAACAUUUCAGAGGAAUUUGAAUGGCGUCGGAUCCCCACUGUCGGGGGCGGUAGUAGCUACCGCGGCGUAGCUACCGCGGCGUAGCUACCGCGGCGUAGCUACCGCGGCAGGUAUCAUGGCCCUCGCUCCACUAUUGCAAAAUGUGCAUGCACUUUCUUCUAGAACAUGGAAAGAUACACCGCCAUUUUGUUUUUGUUUGUCGUUUGUGCAUCUGGUGAGUAGUGGCGCGAGGCCCCAUUUCCGGGGAAGGCAAAGGGGCAGGGAGAGCGGCGAAGCGAAUUUGAAUGCCUCCGGAUCCCUCCUGAAGCUGAGCGGGGUUAGCUGCGGCGGGUACCAUUUCAGAAGAGAAUUUGCGAGCGCGGCAACAGUGAAGGCGCCAAGGCAACGACGCAGGGAGAACGACGAAGCGGGAUGCGAUGCGGGGAAACAAGAAGAUAGAUAAGGCGGAAGGGACCUUGCCGAACAGUAGAUAGAAACAGUAGAAGUUUAGUCGUUGCGCUUGGGAGUGAAGUGGCGCUGUUGCGGACGUCGGGCAAGUGGUCAGUACUCGUUGGCGUCAUCGCGUCGUCACUAACCGAGGAUCACACCGCCGUACAGGUACUGUUGCGGGCCUUUCAAGGCCUAAAUUGCACUAUACCUAGUUGGAGCUUCAACAUCUGAACUGAGCUUGGUGGGGUAUAUCUGAAUUUAGCUUCAAGAUCUUACGGUAUCUUCACCUAAAUAGUAAAUUUUACCUAAAUAG